AUCGUAGCAAGCAGUUUCAGCUGCCUCCGAUUUGUUCCCUGUGCUCGUCGUUCUUUCCUUAUUGGACGGAAUCAGAGGUUUUUCAGAGCAGAAAGCUCCAUUUCUUUACUCUGUUGACUUCCUGGCUACCGAAAAAUAGACCAGCAUUAUGGAAGAAAGUAAAAACCAUCUUUCAGAACAAAGUACGAAAGGGUUUGCUAAAAGCACCAAGGAUCAAAAAGAAAAACUAAAUGUGUAUGUGUGGGACAUGGAUGAGACCAUCAUCCUGCUCAAGUCUUUGUUGGAUGGGACAUAUGCUAAGGCUUUUGGUGGUUCAAAGGACGUUAAAAGGGGUGAAGAACUUGGAAAAAUGUGGGAGAAGGAGAUUCUCGAUCUGUGUGAUCAUUUCUUCUUCUAUGAACAAAUAGAAAACUAUAAUCAACCCUUUCUUGAUGCAUUGAAUGAAUAUGACGAUGGUCGCGAUCUUUCUAAUUAUGAUUUUGAUCAAGAUGGUUUUGGUCCACCAUGUGAUGAUGUAAACAAAAGAAAAUUGGCUUUUAGGCAACGCGCAAUAACCAACAAGUACAGAGAGGGCCUGCGGAAUAUCUUUGAUCAACAGAAGAUGAAACACUGGGAAGAGUUGUAUGAAAUGACUGAUGUCUAUACAGAUAGAUGGUUCUCCUCAGCACGAGCUUUCUUGGAGGAGUGUUCAAUUUCAGAUGAACCACCACAUGCGUCUGCUGAUCAGACAUCCAACAGUAAUUCUACAAGUUCUCAGCAUGUUAAUAUCUUGGUGACUUCUGGAGCAUUGAUACCCAGCCUUGUGAAAUGCUUACUAUUUCGGCUCGAUCAUCUAAUAACACCUGGAAAUGUCUACAGUUCGUGGGAAGUGGAAAAAGUGCAAUGUUUCAAGUGGAUCAAGGAGCGUUUUGACAAGCCAAAUGUUCGUUUCUGUGCAAUAGGCAAUGGAUGGGAAGAGUGUGAAGCUGCACAAUCCUUGAAAUGGCCAUUUGUUAAGAUUGAUCUGCAACCUGGAAGUCUUCACAGGUUCCCUGGUCUGUCUUUGAAAACAAUAGGCUUUUACUUCUCUGUUAUUUAUGGUAACUCUGAUUCAUCAAAUGAUGAAGAGUAGUUCACAUAAUCAGCAACUGAUAAGCUGUAAUUUUCCAGGCUUUAACUUUGUAUUCUUGUGAGCUACAACAGUUCCAUAUUAUGGCUGUCAUUUAUGUUAAAUAAUUGUAUGUAAUCAAAACCAUUAUCUGGCCAUAAUAAAGGCUGCAUUUUCCCUCCA
Messenger RNA from Cucumis melo (muskmelon), 1270 nucleotides. RefSeq names its product eyes absent homolog. Gene Ontology annotation, molecular function: protein tyrosine phosphatase activity. NCBI's taxonomy places the organism in Eukaryota, Viridiplantae, Streptophyta, Magnoliopsida, Cucurbitales, Cucurbitaceae. Gene Ontology annotation, biological process: positive regulation of DNA repair; cell differentiation; multicellular organism development. The transcript is spliced from 6 exons. The record is from RefSeq and is a predicted model, not a curated record. Bases 149 to 1111 code for a protein of 320 amino acids. Gene Ontology annotation, cellular component: nucleus.